This is a messenger RNA of Owenia fusiformis, 7494 nucleotides long. The record is from the annotation of a GenBank genome assembly. NCBI's taxonomy places the organism in Eukaryota, Metazoa, Annelida, Polychaeta, Sabellida, Oweniidae.
AUGGCCUCCUCAAACCUAUCCACCCACAAGAAAAACUCAAUGAAAAUCUUAGACAACUACAGGGGCAUAACUGUAACCUCAAAUAUGUAUAAACUUUAUGCUGCUCUCAUGGAAGACUCACUAAUGGACUUUUGUGUGAAACAAGGAAUUUUUGAUGACUUCCAGGGAGCAUUCAUGAAAGCUCCAGACUGUUCAGGAGUACCGCUGAAUCCUCACACGAGACUUCUGCGAUACGACGGGCGACAAGAAGGAGAUGUAGCAAUAUUUGAAUGCCUUCCCGGGAACAACAUGGUCAAUGGUAACUAUCUCAUCACAUGCCUUGCAAAUGGGGAAUGGAGCGAUGCAUCACUUGUUUGUUCAGGUUGUUGUGAUCUCAUAAAGAAAAGUGGAACGAUACUUUUACAUAACUACAAUGCACUCCCUCUCGGCCAAUUACCUAGAAUGAUGGAUGCGUCGAUCCUUAAUGAGAACAUGCAAUUUGGAGAAUUGGCAUAUGCAGAAUUCCAAUCCACAAGCAUCGUUGUUGACCAAGCCACAUUCAGAGGCGUUAUGCUCUCUCCGGGAGAUUCAAUCUUCACUAAGGGUAUUAUUUCCCUUUCUGAUGACGUGCGCUACCAGAAUAUUUCAUUAGAGCUUUGGAUGGAUCUAGACCUAAUGUUAGGGCACACAGUUAUUACGUCGGGUGCAUUUAACUUGAUAUUUCAGAAUGGGACCGUCGCUGCCUCCUUUAUAGGAAUUAACACGACCAUAACAAUGUAUUACACAAUUGAUGACAUAAUACUUCAACACUCAAAUAUCGUUUAUGUUGUUGUAACGAAAAGUGAGACUGCAUUUGAUCUCUAUAUGAAUGCUAUACUGGUUGCACAUCUGACAACAUGGGUUUUCGAAACCUAUACUAUAGGAACUUAUUACUAUUACAUGGACUCCGAUGUGGCUGGAGUCAUCUAUUCAUUUCACUUGGGUACACCAUGGCCCGACAUAUAUAACACAAUAAAAUCAGCUCAGUAUGAUCGAAGAGCAGUGGGUUGUGAGACGGAAGACAGACACUUCGUUACUUCGUGCCCAAGUGGUAGUGUGUGGGUUCAUCAGAUGGAUGUAGGUCAAUCAAGCGAAGUGAACGGAAUGCAAUACCCGUGUGACUUCGCAUACAAUGCUGGCUGUUCAUUGGCGCCACAUCUUGGGGACGUAGGUCAGGAACUGUUGGCAGAUAACGGUUGUACAGAUAAAAGUUUUUGCAAUAUUAGUUACAACGAGUACAGCAACAUGAGACGAGAUAAUUGUCCACAUGAGGAAAAGGUUACGAUAUUUGCAAAGUACCACUGUAUAACACCAGAAUCCGCAAAGUUAGAGGUCGAGGAAGAAAAUGAGUUCACAGAUGCUGACACAUUCACUUCUUGUAUAACACUGGCCCCAUCGCAUACAAAACAAAGCCUAAAGGUUGAGCUUAAACAACCAGCAGACAUCGGAAACAUCAUUGUCAACUUUGGAAAACACGGUAAAGCGAGCAAUUUAAUCCAUGCUGUUGAUGACCGUCAGUUAACUGCAUCGUCCUCGUGGAGUCAUCGAGUCGAUGCAAACUUUUCAAGAUUAGAUACAAUAAGAACCAUCGAACAUGAUGGAUGCUGGGCUGCUGCUGUCAACGAUCAAAACCAAUGGAUUCAAGUUGAUUUCGAGACUGUUGUUCAUGUCAGUGGCGUUGUAACGCAGGGACGUUCAGAUUAUUCACAAUGGGUCACUAGCUAUACUGUUUCGCACAGCUUAGAUGCUAUCAAAUUCAUUAACCAUACAUUAAUGGACGGUACAACUAGGGUUUUUACUGGAAAUACUGACCGUAAUACAAAAGUGGCCCAUCAGUUUCUACCGGAAUUCAAUGCGAGAAUUGUAAGAAUCCAUCCAAGGGAAUAUAACAAACAUAUGUCGAUGAGAUUUGAUAUUUUUGGCCACAAAUUCAAACUAGACAUGGAACUCAUUGAAGCUAUGAAUGUGCCAGAUGACCAAAUCAGUGCAUCAUCUACUCACAGUCCUAGUGCAACUCUUGGAACCAGAGCUAGACUUUACUAUACUGGCUCUGUUGGCGGAUGUAGGUCAUGGUGCGCAGGCGCAAGGGAUGAAGACCAAUACAUUGAGGUAGAUCUUGGCAGAGCUGUAUUUGUUAGUGGUGUUGGGACUCAAGGACGAAAUGCUUAUCCCCAAUGGGUCACAUCGUAUAAGUUGAUGUAUAAAUCAACUGACGAGGAACCUUUUGCAGUAUACACUGAGAAUAACAUCGACAAGAUAUUCAAUGGAAAUACCGAUACAGACACUCUAGUAUACCACACUCUGUUACCAGAUGGUGUUAUUGCUAGAUAUGUCCGCUUUAAUCCUGUUACAUGGCUGAGUCACAUCAGUAUGAGAAUUGGCAUUUAUGGAUUCCCAUAUGCAUAUGAUACACCAGCCUGUCUAAAAUACAAUAUUUACACAAGAGAGUCGAUAUCUGCGACAGAAAAAACAGAAUGCAUCAGUGUCCUCGAUUCACCGAUAGAUGGUAAUAUGUUCUAUAUAUUCAAAUGUGGGUCAAACUCGACGCAGCACAAGGCUGUAGAAUUGGAACUCAUGCCGGCCAUAUUAGGAGAAUCUGUCGAUGUCUGCAAUAUUGCCAUAUAUAGAAAGGACUUAGGUUGUCCUCCAGAGGCUGGAAGUAUUGAGCAUGGGCGUGCAAUGACGACAUUUGUAAACAGGCAACCAAUGGGAACAAUCAUUGAAUAUGAGUGUGAUACUGGUUUUGAGACCAACAGUUCAGUCAUCAUCUGUCAGAAAAAUGGAACAUGGAGUGAAGCUAACUGUACACGUGUAUCUUGUGAUAUGGCCCAGCAAGAAUUACAAGGAGGGACCCUUGAGGAGAAAUGCAUUGGAACCAAUGGUUACUACCGGGACAACUGCACGUAUUCUUGCAACAUAGGAUACAGCAUGAAUGGCUCAAAUGUGAUACAAUGUAUGAAAGACAGGAAUUGGACUGCCAUCCCUGAAUGUCUCAUAAAAAAUUGUGGCGAUCCUGGAUCAAUUGACAAAGGAAUUGUUGCAUUCAAUUUAACUGUUUUCAAUUCCAAUGCCACGGUUUCUUGUGACGUUGGAUAUGAGUUAUCGUCUGAGAGUAAUGCAGAAGGGAUGAUCAGAUGUAAUGAAUCUGGGCUGUGGGAUGGGUAUCCUAUUGGAUGUACCAUAAAGGAUUGCGGAACACCUGAACAAGUUGAAAAGGGAGAUUUUUUAUACGAUUUUACUGUUUUCAAUUUCACUGCCACAGUUAAUUGUGACACUGGAUAUGAGUUAUCGUCUGAGAGUAACGCGGAAGGAAUGAUCAGAUGUAAUGAAUCCGGGUUGUGGGAUGGGCAUCCUAUUGGAUGUACCAUAAAGGAUUGCGGAACACCUGAACCAGUCGAAAAGGGAGUUUUUUCAUACAACUUAACUGUUUUCAAUUUUACUGCCACAGUUAAUUGUGACACUGGAUAUGAGUUAUCGUCUGAGAGUAACGCGGAAGGAAUGAUCAGAUGUAACGAAUCCGGGUUGUGGGAUGGGCAUCCUAUUGGAUGUACCAUAAAGGAUUGCGGAACACCUGAACCAGUCGAAAAGGGAGUUUUUUCAUACAACUUAACUGUUUUCAAUUUUACUGCCACAGUUAAUUGUGACACUGGAUAUGAGUUAUCGUCUGAGAGUAACGCGGAAGGAAUGAUCAGAUGUAACGAAUCCGGGUUGUGGGAUGGGCAUCCUAUUGGAUGUACCAUAAAGGAUUGCGGAACACCUGAACCAGUCGAAAAGGGAGUUUUUUCAUACAACUUAACUGUUUUCAAUUUUACUGCCACAGUUAAUUGUGACACUGGAUAUGAGUUAUCGUCUGAGAGUAACGCAGAAGGAAUGAUCAGAUGUAACGAAUCCGGGUUGUGGGAUGGGCAUCCUAUUGGAUGUACCAUAAAGGAUUGUGGAACACCUGAACCAGUCGAAAAAGGAUUUUUUUCAUACAACUUAACUGUUUUCAAUUUUACUGCCACAGUUAAUUGUGACACUGGAUACGAAUUAUCAUCAGACAGUAAUGCAGAAGGGAUGAUCAGAUGUAAUGAAUCUGGGCUGUGGGAUGGGUAUCCUAUUGGAUGUACCAAAAAGGAUUGCGGAGAUCCACCAUUAAUUACAAAUGGCACUGGUGAUGGUUCGGGUACUACAUAUGAAGAAACGUGGCAUUACGAUUGUCACGCUGGAUAUGAUCUUAUUGGAGCAAAAAACAUCACGUGUCUUGAAAAUGCUACAUGGACAGAUGCACCAAGGUGUGAAAUAAAAAAUUGUAGCUUCAUUCCCAUUUGGCAAAAUGGACAUGUAGUUGCAUCUAACGGUCUGACAUACGGUAGCACAAUUGAUUUUCAAUGUGACCAUGGGUACAUACAUGAAGGUGAAACUCGCAUAGUAUGUUUGGACACCGGUCUUUGGUCAGAACUAGGUGAAUGCCAACGUGUGUAUUGUGUACAACAUCCAACAAUCAACCAUGCUUUUGUUUUGAACAUAAAUAAUUAUAAUGGCUCUGAAAUACUAGAUGAAUAUAUAAAUCUUGAGAAUUUCAAUGCAACUGUUGAUACCGCAAUAGAAUACAGAUGUGAUAUUGGAUACAAUAUGUCUGGUAAUUCAACGAUGACAUGCCUUCAGUCAGGCAACUGGACAUCUCCAGCAGAGUGUAAUAUUGUCCAAUGUGGACCACCUGGUGACAUCAUCAAUGGCACCGUCCAAUAUAACCAAACCUUUUACAACAGCACUACGGUAUAUGAUUGUGAUGUGGGUAAUAUCCUGAUAGGUAAUUUUACUUCGAGAUGUCUUGAAGAUUCUACUUGGACAACCCCACCCUUCUGUUUGUUUAUAGACUGUCAUGACCCUCCAUAUGUCUCUAACAGUACAGCAGGGUUAACUGACAACAGAACAACAGUUUAUGCCAAAGUAGACUAUGAAUGUGAUAUAGGAUACGACAUGGUAGGAAACAGUACAGCUUCCUGUAGUGUUAGUGGAAAUUGGAGUGACAUACCUGUUUGUGUUAUUGCAGACUGUGGGGAACCUCCAAAUGUCCUUUUCUCAACAUGGGACCCAAACACCACAACCACCUACGAUAGUGUGGUAACACACACAUGCUUAAAAGGGUAUGAAAUGGGAAUAAUCGAACCAAACACUUCGAGAAAUGCCUGUUCUGAAAAUGGCUGUAAUGAUGAUGAUUUUACAUGUUCUAAAAACAUAAUUUGUGAUAAGGAGCUAUCUGAUAAUAGUUCAUUUGAAUGUCCAACAAACAGAAGCUGUGAUGAGUUCCUUGAUAGAGUUGAUACCAUUCGCUGCCUACCGACUGGAAAUUGGAGCACUACCCCAGUGUGUAACCCUAAGGACUGUGGCUUGCUUAAUAUAAGUAAUGGUAUCAUGACAUACUUUGAUAACUCAACUACAUAUGGCUCAAAUGUUAGUAUAUUGUGUGACGAGGCAUAUCAUCUUAGUGGAGACUCGACAUUGCAAUGCAGCGCUGAUGGGCAAUGGUCAAAUAUAAGUGAAUGUGUAGCAAUAGAUUGUUUCGACGUCCCAUUUGUCAACUAUGGUGAAUUUGUCAACCCAUCAAAUGACACCCUUUAUGGAAGUGUGGUGAAUUAUACAUGUGAUAUUGGGUAUUUUAUGACUGGCAAUAGCUCCAUAACCUGUAUGAACAAUGGGUCCUGGUCAUCCCCUCCAGAAUGUACCAUCCAUAAUUGCGGAGGAAUGCCUAAUAUAAGUAAUGGUAUAGGAAGAUUAACACAUGAAACGCUCUUCAAUAUGUCCACAGUCAACAAUACACAUCUUGACCCAUUAAAUGGAGCGACUGUAUAUGUGCGUAAUACAACUUCAACUGACACGAUGGAUAUCAAAAUUGUUACAGAAAAUACCACACACGUACCUAACAUGACUGUCACUGAAUUAUGGAAUAUCACGUCUACUGUUAAUAUUCUGAAUAAUGAUGAUGGAAAUACUUCAACAACAACUUUUGAUAAAAUAAAUAAUUCCAUGAUAAGCAAUGAAACAAAUAUACAGAAUCGGUCAAAUGUACAUUUAAUAACAUCUGAUAGUGUAAUCCAUAACCAGGAAGACACAGCUUUUAGUACGACAUAUCUUUCCAUGGGGGAAUACACCUGUAAUGAUGGCUUCACUAUGUACGGAGAUCCCACGAUCACCUGUAUGGCUGACGGAACCUGGUCACCAGCCCCAGUUUGCAGUCUUUAUGAAUGUGGUGAAAUGCCAGUAGUCCACAACGCUGAUGUAGCUGUUAAUAUUGAUAACACGAAUGAUAAGAUUAUAGCCACCUUUACAUGUGUAACUGGUUACUUAAUCGUCGGGAAUGAGUCAAUCGAAUGUGAAGCUGGUUUCUCGUGGACUACUGAUACCCCUAAAUGUGAGAUUGUGAAUUGUGGAAUGCCACGAAAGGUUGCCAGAGCAACACGAGAGGUCACAGAUAUUACAUAUGGAAGCAUAGUGAAGUAUACUUGUGAGAAAGGAAAUAUUUUACAUGGUUGUCCUACAGCUGAAUGCAAGGAAGAUGGUUCUUGGGGUCCUUACCCAGAAUGUUCCUUGGUGGAUUGCGGGCCUUUGCCUAGAGUUCAAAAUGCAAUGAGUCAUCUAAGAGGUACCAAGACAACCUAUGGGAGAAGCGCAUACUACACAUGUGCAUGGGGUCACAGGGCCUAUGGCGAUACAGAUAUUCGAUGCCAAGCAAAUGGUAUGUGGUCCUAUCCUUGUGUUUGUAGUCCUCUAGAUUGUGGGGAUAUCCCUUUAGUCUUGAAUUCAGGUCAUACAGUGAAGCUAUCACAAACUAUUGUUUUGAAAAUCAACUACCGGUGCGAUCCGGGAUAUAAACUAAUUGGUCACCCACAAGUUACAUGUAUGGAAACUGAAGAAUGGUCCCAAGUUCCCAAUUGUAAUUUGAUUACAACCACACCAUUGGCAACCUCACCAUCUACAACCACGACUUCACCAAGGCCAUCGACAACUGCAUUACAAUCAACAUUGUUAGACAGUACAACAAAACAAUUCACUACUACUGCCGGCACAACACAAGUGUCUACAACGGAACUGUUAACAACGCUGUAUAGUGUUGCCACUGAGCCUCCUAAGGUUGUAUACAAGCGGGUUAAAAAGAUAGAAAUUCCUCCAGAGGAAGCGAAACAUGCUCAGGUUGUUAGUAUGCCUGUAGCUGUAUUUCCUGCUAUAUUCCUUGGAGUUUUAUUACUCACAGAUCUACCAAAGAUCAUCCUGGAUUGCAGGCAGGGAUUUAGAAACAUAAGGCAUGGACUUCGGCAGUACAUUAAAUCGAGGAACAGAAUUGCAACCGCAUGAUAUAUACAGAUUUUAUCAAAGCAAUUCAUUUUGUUGGCCUUAAUUAACAACAUUGAUACAAUAAAAAAAUCAUAUAUAAAUUAACAUGAUUAAAUCAAGCUAUGCUGAGACAUAGUGUAUUUGAAUUGAGUGUAUCCGUGG